CCGGAAGUAAUGCGGACAAAUCGUGACAUGCAGCACCACGCUUAUGAGUAGCAAGCUGUCUUGUCCUAUUAUUGUUGGACUGGACGUGUUGGGCUCAGUACUGCAGCUGUAGUUUAAUGUAUGAAGGACUUUAACUAGAAGGUCAGUGUCUACAGCUCAAAGGCAUCAGCUGCUCUGUUGUUGUUAGCUUAGCUAGCCCCAAGGUCCCACUGCAUGUCCUCUAGUUACAUGUUGAAAGUUAUUUUCUCUAGAUGUUGAUGCUUCUGCAGUAGUUUAGGAUUGACGACAGGUUGUAAAAAUGCCCAUCGAGGAAGAUGUGCCACAAACCUCUGCAGACUCAAUAAUACAAGUUAAUGAAUGACGUUGUUAAAGUGUUAACGAGCAUCUGUUCCUGUGGAGACAUGGUGGGCUUUGACCCCGGGGCUCAGGGUGCAGCCCUCUGCCCAGAGGAGGCCGCCCUGGCCGGGUCAGCUGCUGGGAUGGUCACCCGGGCGAUCAUCAGCCCCUUUGAUGUGAUCAAAAUCAGAUUUCAGCUGCAGAUUGAGCGCGUGUCUUCACGGAGGCCCGAGGGAAAGUACCGGGGAUUAUUUCAGGCAUCCCGGUGCAUUUACUCAGAGGAGGGACUCUCUGCUUUCUGGAAGGGCCACGUCCCCGCACAGCUCCUCUCCAUCUGCUUCGGGGCUGUCCAGUUUGCCAGUUUUCAGUUUCUGACGGAGGCGGUCCACAAGUCGACACAGUACGACAGCCAGACGGCAGGAGUUCACUUCGUGUGUGGCGGCUUGGCUGCGUGCUCGGCUACUGUGGUCUGCCAGCCUCUGGACACUCUGAGGACACGCUUUGCAGCUCAGGGAGAAACCAAGGUGUACAGGAACCUGCGUCACGCCGUGUCCACGAUGUGCCGCUCGGAGGGACCGCUGACAUUUUACCGCGGCCUGUGUCCAACGCUGCUGGCGGUGUUUCCUUACGCUGGGCUGCAGUUCUUCUUCUACAAUGUCUUCAAGAAACUGUUUGCUCCACUGCCCAAAGAAACGGGAAACUCAAGAGGCCACCUGAGAAGCCUGGUCUCUGGCAGUGGAGCUGGAAUGAUCAGCAAAACAAUCACAUACCCCUUUGACCUCUUCAAGAAGAGACUGCAGGUGGGCGGCUUCGAGGCAGCCAGAGCUCAGUUUGGACAGGUGCGGACUUACAGAGGCCUGGUGGACUGCAUGGUUCAAAUAGCCAAAGAGGAGGGCGUCCGAGGCUUCUACAAAGGCCUCUCGCCCAGCCUUGUGAAGGCGGCGUUGUCAACGGGCUUCACCUUCUUUUGGUACGAGGUGUUCCUCAAUGCCAUGCGGGACCUCAAGGAGAGACGGAGAACAAACUACCUCACCAAAGAUCUAGAGGAAAGAUAGUGAAGGGGAAAAAAAAAAAAAGUAACAAAGGCACAAUCGCGCACAUCGGAAAUAGACCCUUCUUCUUUCUUUGCACUUAACACAUUUCAUCAACUAUGUUCGGUGGAGGUUUUCGUUGUGUUUACAUGUAAGGAUGUGAGCACAUAACCUAAUUUUUUUUGUUUCUGUGCUGUCGUUGCGCCUUGUGUUGUAUAAGCAGUGGGUUUUGUUUGUAUGUAUUUCAUAUUAUCGGGGUGUUUGAUAGGUAUGGAUGCUUGCUGUUAAAAGAUAAAUGUCAGGACAGUUUAUGGUCAAGCAGAGCUUUGCACAUUUUACGCUCCGACUUAUUCUUCACUUUGCCAACGUUGACUCAACUUUUCUUGACAUUUCUUCAUCAUCUUCCAGAUGAACGACUUCACCUGGAAGAUGAUUAUUCAGCAAAACUCAUGUAAUAUUUAUUUUGUUUUGUACUGUGGUGGAAAGAACGGCAUCCUGUCGACUAGGAGAAAUCCACUGCUUAUUAAGAGUUUAGUGUUAGUUUGUUCUAAGUUAAACUCUGUAACGUGUCUGUGCCCACACACGUCUAUCCAACGUCUAUCUAUUUUUUUUUAAAUAAGUUUUUUGUAAUA
Anarrhichthys ocellatus (wolf-eel) is the source of this 1999-nucleotide messenger RNA. RefSeq names its product solute carrier family 25 member 19 (gene slc25a19). The transcript is spliced from 7 exons. Gene Ontology annotation, biological process: transmembrane transport. NCBI's taxonomy places the organism in Eukaryota, Metazoa, Chordata, Actinopteri, Perciformes, Anarhichadidae. The record is from RefSeq and is a predicted model, not a curated record. The coding region runs from base 354 to 1391 and encodes 345 amino acids.